Molecule: messenger RNA, 1425 nt
Organism: Cantharellus anzutake
Lineage: Eukaryota; Fungi; Basidiomycota; Agaricomycetes; Cantharellales; Hydnaceae
Exons: 2
Coding region: 195-1154 (319 amino acids)
Source: RefSeq, a predicted model, not a curated record
GACAGCCUCGUGUCCUAGAAGGUAUAAAUAUUAUCAAUGAAUUGCCUUAUUUGGUUACCAAGCUGUUGGAACGGCUUCCAACAUCAAUCCAACAUCACAUCAAGCUCGAAGUGGACGACAUCACACGAACCGAUGCCUAUUUAAACGGACUUCCCUUCAAGUACACUCUUUCAAACACCCCGCCUACCUUCACAAUGAACGGCACUACGAACAACCCAGUGACGCCGCGUCGCCAGACGUCACUUCUUGAGACGGGUCGCGGUUCCGUCUGGAACCUGCUAGCAGAGUUCCCCAGCCUUAUCCGAACAGAACCAGUGAAGUCGAAACCAAUGUUGUCUCCAACAGUGGCUCGUUCACAACCACGCAGACCACCACCACUCCAUCCUAAGGCAUUGUUUUUGUUCAACGAUCGAUCGUUUCUGCCGUGCCUUGAUGAUCGCAGUGAUAGCGCAGCAUCCGCUUUACCGUCCUCUGCGCUGACUAUUUCAACAUUUGCUGCCACAGCCAAUGUUCGGUCAACAUGGUAUGGCAGGCCUGCUCGAGAUUCCAUCACGGCAGAAGGAGAGAUGUGCCCGACACGUCACGAAUCAGUUAUAGACCUUUACGCUGAGCCUAGAUCACAUUGGUCAUCCGACUCCGACUCUGACAGCGAAGACGACAUCCCACUGUCCCCAACGUUCCUUGGAUCAUGGAAUCAACGCUCUAAAGGCCCUGACAUGACUACCAGACCUUCUUCGCCAUUCAUCGACCCCAUCCUCUCCGAAAAUAUUCGUCCUCCGGCUGCUGGUCGGCGGCCUGGCAGUGUCCUUGCAACGCUCUCACCCCUCUCGAAUCCAUGGCAAUCCAGGGACAAAUCCGGAAGUCGAUGCGAAACGCGAGACCCCCUUAGACCCAUUGGGCUCCAAGCUCUACCCAAGUCGGAGCAGAAUCCGGAUGGCAGUUGGAAACUCAUCGAUGCGCAUGGCAAAACAUACCUAAUCCCUCCCCUCUCGUCUCCCUCAAAACCACGCCCUUCGAACCCACCCGCCAAAGGUCCCUCAGCGGGCAAGCGAGCAUCGAACCCCCAACUACCCAAACGAAACGCUGACGAAGACGUCCGUGUUCAGUUUCGCCAGUGGCAAGGAUUCACACAAAAAUCCCAGACCGCGGCAUGAGGAAGCUUAUGAAAUAUCGGACGUGAAUGGACUUCAUAUUCAUGGCCUUUACUUGGUAUUUAUCGUGUCAUCGUGGAGCGCUCGUCUGUUGUCUGGUGACUGGAAGUCCGUUCUUUCUUUCUCAUUUAUUCAUGUAGCGAAGAUCUCUAUAUAGCUCUAUUUCGUUCUGCUUGUAUCCUUUCAUCAGAAUCCGAAUUAUAGGAUAUGUAUUUAUGCCAUGCCCCAGGCAAAUGCAUCAUGCAUGACAGUGCGCAAAUUAGAAUACAUCUGU